AUGUCUUCGACAUCCGCGCCGCCAGCGCUGCCAAACAACCUCAUCGCCUUUGGCCCCGAUGCCAACUGCACCCUCGCCCUGUGCCCGGUCGAAUGGAGCGUCUACCAGUACCGGCCCUCCCUGGCGGCCAACAUUACCUUUCUCGUCCUCUUUGCCAUUGCCGGUGCAGUCCACAUCUUUCUCGGCGUCAAGUGGAGAAGCUGGGGGUUCAUGUCGUUUAUGAUCUUUGGCUGUCUGGUUGAGAUGAUUGGCUACGUCGGCCGCAUCAUCCUCUACAACAACCCGUUCUCCUUUGGCGGCUUCAUGAUCCAGAUUGUCUUCAUCACGACUGGGCCUGUCUUUUACACGGCCUCCAUCUAUGUUACCCUGUCGAAGACUAUCGAGCAUCUGGCACCGCGGCUCUCUCGCUUCAAGCCGAAGCUCUUCUACUGGAUCUUCAUCCCCGCGGACCUGGUGUGCCUUGUCCUCCAGGCUGCAGGCGGCGCCCUGUCCACCACCAGCUCCGGGUCCAGCAACACCGGCGUCGACAUCGCAAUGGCCGGACUCGCUCUGCAGGUGGCCGUGCUCUUCAUCUUUUCUCUGCUGUUCGCCGACUACAUGUUCCGCUACACCCGUGACGCAGCCACGCCUCCGCUGAGCACGAGGAUGCGCCUCUUCUUCAGCGGCCUGAGCCUCGCCAUCGCCUUGAUCCUCGGGCGGUCCAUCUACCGGUGCUACGAGCUCAGCAAGGGCUACAGGGAUUCGGACCUGAUCACGGACCAAGGGCUCUUUAUUGGCCUCGAGGGAGUGCUCAUUGUCGUCGCCGUGUUUGCCUUGUGCGUUGGUCACCCUGGAUUGUUCUUCAGCCCGAAAGCAAGGACACAACCGUCCACGAGCUCUUCGGACGUGGAGAAGUAA
Molecule: messenger RNA, 897 nt
Organism: Purpureocillium lilacinum
Lineage: Eukaryota; Fungi; Ascomycota; Sordariomycetes; Hypocreales; Ophiocordycipitaceae
Cellular component (GO): plasma membrane; fungal-type vacuole
Source: RefSeq, a predicted model, not a curated record